Messenger RNA from Zea mays, 1265 nucleotides. RefSeq lists its product as uncharacterized. Bases 430 to 948 code for a protein of 172 amino acids. Lineage: Eukaryota; Viridiplantae; Streptophyta; Magnoliopsida; Poales; Poaceae. The transcript has a single exon. The record is from RefSeq and is marked predicted.
CGCGCUCUGGAAUCCGGUGUCUUCCUCAAUACGCUCCUCCCAAGUCCCAAGUCCCACACGCGCCCUCAUCCUCUCAGCUCCCUACAGAAAUAUCCCAGCUCGCGCCCUCCCUGCUCUCCCCUCGGUGCCGCGCCCAGCUUCUCCUCCCCAUGGCCGCGGCUCCCUAGCGCUCGCCUAUCUGCUCGCGACGCACGCCCAGCCUCUCCCACUCGAGUUCCUCUGCUUCUUCCCCCUGUGUCACGCCCUGGCCAUGGACAUCGGUAUCGACGAGCUCACCCUGAGUUACCUGGCCUGACCGACUUCCUCUGCUCCUGCGUGCCCCAUCUCGUUGCAGCUCCAUGGUGCUCGGACUCAGCUCAGCGUGCCGUGGAGCUCCCUGUUUAGCGCAGGUUGAAUCUCCCAAGAACUCGCGUCCCUCUGUUCGCCGGAAUGGUGCCCCUUCUGCUCAGACUGCGUCUCCCUCUGCUCACGCGCUCCCCUGUUCAUCUCACUGCGCAUGCAGCGGUGUUCGGCUCCAGCUCGCCGGACCUCCCUGCCCAGCUCCCAGCGUCGAGCUUACCUCUGUCCAUGCCGCGCGCCCUUCCUGCUCGCCGCGUCGCGCCCCAGCUCUCUGGCGUGCCGAGCUCGCCCUACGCGCGCUACAAGUUUCCUUCUCCAAUCGUCGCGCGCCGCGCACGCUGCUUCCUGGAGCUCGGCCGUGACCUCGCCGUCGUUCAUCAGCUCCAGCGCACAGCUGAACUCCCCUGCCUCCCAUGGCCGAGUGUCCAGCUCCCUUGUUCCCUGAUUUCUGCGCGCCGCACGCGCCUCUCCCCGAGCUCGCCCAAAUCAGACAGUGUCUCCCUCAGCUCGAUCCCUGUCGUGAAGCUUUCUGGCUCGCCGGCGUUUCACCCGUGCGCGCACGUUCCUGCCGAGCUCGGUCCUGUCCAUCUUGCCGCGCUCGGUCUCUAGCUCCAUGUGCGCGCCGUUGUGAGCUCGUCAGCCACCCACCGUUGCCUUGUCACAGAACCCCCAACGCCGUCAUCCAUGGUCGCGACCUCGCCAAAUGCGUUCAUCGCUUGGCCCUAUGUCGUUUGGCUCGUCGACCUUGUUCGCUGCCGCGCGCGCUUGUCCCUGAUGCUUCUCGCACGGUAUUUAGAUCUCGUCGAUUGGCUCCGCCAUCCUUGUUUCCCUCUGGUCGCGAUAAAAUCUUGUCCCACCAGGUCAUCGGGCGCUGUUCCCAGCUCACUAUAGAGUUUGCUGGGCUCGCCAUAUAUUUAAAUGUCGUC